CCAAAUGCUUAACACUUAACAGCCACGGAAUAGCACAAACAUGAAGUUCAAUCUGGUGUUAGUUGCUAUAGUAGCCACCAUUUUGGGAAUUGGGCUUGAAGGAUGCCAUUGCAAGAUGGUGCAGUUCAUAUUUGGAGACUCUCUCUCAGAUGUUGGAAAUAACAUGCAUCUGUCUAAAAGUCUUGCUCAGGCAAGCCUUCCUUGGUAUGGUAUAGACUUGGGUAAUGGGUUACCUAAUGGAAGGUUCUCCAAUGGUCGCACAGUUUCUGAUAUAAUAGGUGACAAAUUGGGCCUACCUAGACCUCCUGCAGUCCUGGACCCAUCCUUAACUGAAGAAGUUAUACUAGAAAAUGGUGUGAACUAUGCUUCUGGUGGUGGCGGCAUCUUGAAUGAAACCGGCUCAUACUUUAUAGAAAAGUUAUCUCUGGACAAACAAAUUGAGUUGUUUCAGGGGACACAAAAACUGGUUCAAGGCAAAAUUGGAAAAAAGGCGGCAGACAAGUUUUUCAAGGAAGCUAGUUAUGUGGUUGCUCUAGGAAGCAAUGAUUUCAUCAACAACUACUUGAUGCCUGUUUAUCCUGAUUCAUGGACAUACAAUGAUGAAACCUUCAUGGACUACUUGAUUGGAACACUAGAAAGACAACUCAUGCUUCUUCAUAGCUUAGGAGCAAGGAAACUCAUGGUUUUCGGGCUGGCUCCAAUGGGCUGCAUUCCCCUUCAGAGGGUGCUUAGUACAACUGGGAAUUGUCGCGAAAAAACAAACAAGCUGGCUCUAAACUUUAACAAAGCUGGAAGCAAGUUAGUAAAUGACUUGGUGGAGCAGCUUCCUAAUGCAAAAUAUAGAUUUGGAGAUACAUAUGAUUUUGUUUAUGAUCUGAUUAGCAAUCCAAUUAAGUAUGGAUUUGAAAACUCAGACACUCCUUGUUGUUCCUUUGGGAGAAUUAGACCUUCGCUUACAUGUGUGCCGGCAUCAACACUGUGCAAAGAUAGAAGCAAAUAUGUGUUUUGGGAUGAGUACCACCCCUCAGAUAGUGCUAAUGAACUGAUUGCAAAUGAGCUCAUCAAGAAAUUUGGAUUCUCACAUGAUGAUCAAAGUGGUGCUCCUUCACCAGCACCUGCUGUUGCUCCAGCUCCGGAAGAUUAAUGAUUCAAUGUUUUCUUUUCUAAUGCUGGAAGUGCUCAUGAUAUGUGGAAGUGGAAGCAAGUAUUUUUCAGUUAUACAUAAUUUCCUUUUAUGGUUUGAGCAUUUUUAGUAACCAGUUCUAAAUAGUUUCUUGCUAUCAUAAGAAAGAUACUUCUGAUAUUUUCUUUCCUUAUGCAUCACAUAUAUGUAAGUAUGUAACUCAUCAGUUAAGAGUGUAUUUUCUUCAAAUUGGGUCACAGAGAUAUCUUGAUCCGGUUCCAUAAAUUGUAUUUUUAUCAACUCCAUCAUUCUCUAAUGUCUGCAAAGAGAUGAUGUGUCUACAAUAGAAUAUGAUUUCUGGAACACAUGUUGCUGUAGGCAUUACUUAAUGCAUCUCAAGUUUAUUAUAAUCAAAUCUCCAUACUUACGUGUAGCAUACAAA
This is a messenger RNA of Lotus japonicus, 1565 nucleotides long. RefSeq names its product GDSL esterase/lipase At1g74460-like. Bases 41 to 1144 code for a protein of 367 amino acids. The record is from RefSeq and is a predicted model, not a curated record. Gene Ontology annotation, molecular function: hydrolase activity, acting on ester bonds. The transcript is spliced from 5 exons. Lineage: Eukaryota; Viridiplantae; Streptophyta; Magnoliopsida; Fabales; Fabaceae.